UUAAAAUAUGCGAAAUUAUUCGAAACAAAUCACAAGCCUAAACAGGGUAAGAUCUGAUUUGGUCCUGGGUCUUGAAAUCUUGAUGGGAGUCAUUAAGGGGAUAAACUAGCUGAUUUAGGUUACCUCUCCAGGGAGAAGAAACAUCUCUUUAGAUGCUAUUGAGCAAAAGGAAUUAAUGAGGAAUAUUCAUAUAAAAAUGAAAAAUAAUGUUUCUCCAAGUCAAAGGAAAAUGGCAGAGUUUAGGAAAAAGCAUAAGCUGUGCACUAUCCAAAGAGAUAGAGCAUUCUUGUCACCUACCUUACCCCAUACAACUUCAGUCCAGUUUGGCCUUCCUGAGCAUCAGAUUUCUGUUUGCAAAAAAGUCACCAGAAAGGUGGUAUCCUUUGGAAGCAUGAGCCCAGACGCAAACCUUAACAGGGUUCAGUUUGGACCAAUUGGGCAUACGAGAAGUAGUAAUUAUAAAGAGAGUCCCUACAACGAAAAAGACCUCAAGUCCUUUGAGACAUCAAAUCUGAAGCAACUGUCUGGUCUGAAAUUGGGAAAUGAUUUAGAAUCUCCUCAAACCUUUAUUGAGAAAAAUAAGAUGAAAUAUACUAGUAAUAUUGCUAAAGUGAAGAGAAUAAAGUUUGCAAUAAACCGUGGAGAAACUUGUUUGAACUCCGCCAAAUUUCUUGUACAGGACGAAAAGAUCAAGGAACUUCAAAAGGAGGUUGCUCACCUUCAAGCUAAUAACAAGUCUCUUGUAGAGCAAAAUGAAUCGAUCCAGUCAAAGUACAGAAUCGAAAGCCAGUACAACUCUUUAUAUAUGUCUCUUAUAAAUAAAAAUUUGGAAGGAAGUAGCCAGAAAAAUAAGACAAUUUCAGAGAUUCUGGGAACCCUCAAAGUGCUUAAAAAAGAGGAUGCUAAAAAGACAGAGGCCAUAAAGAUCAAAGAAUAUGAGGAAAAGAUAUCAGCCUUAAAUGAGCAAAUAACCGGUUUAAAAAACCUUUGUGAGGAGCACAAAUCUCGAAUUGAAGAAGAUGGAAAAAUCUCUGAAGAAAACUCGCACUUACAAAAGAAACUUGAAAAGACCAUUGCAAAAUACAAGAGCAUUAAAUAAAGAAUCAAAAAAAUUACAGGAGUUUAACUCCGAUCUGAAAGAAGAGAUCAUACACCUGAAUAAGAAAAUAUCAGACCUCGACCAGACAAUAGAACUAAAAGCGACUAUCAUCUCAGGUUUUACCAAAGAGAAGGAAAUUAAUACUAAACGUAUCAAAGAGUUAGAAAAACAGCUGUAUAAGUUUGAGAGCAAUAACGACGUAUGAAGUUUACAUCCCUAUGAAAUGCACCAGAGGAUGCGAUAUUUUGAAAGCAUGUAUGAACUCACUAAUAACAAUUAUAACCAAGCUCAGAACUUCAUCGAUGAGCUGAACCAUUAUUUAUACAGAGUCGGCUUAACAUUUGAUCACUUAAAAGAAGCCUCAAGAAAAGGGAAGCUGGAAGUAGAGACUUACUCAUUCUCGAACAAUUUGAAAUCCCAGAUAAAAGAUAAAGAAAAGGUUAAAGAACGGAGGCUAUCUGAAAAUCAACCAAAAAAAAGCUCAAAAUCGUCUAUAACCAGGUUUGAGACUAUGAAAUCAACAGAGGAUAGUAUUCUAAACAUCAAAAAACUCAAGAACCAUACUGAGGAAAUCCAGGGAAGGAGAUUUACCAAGAGCAAUAAGGAAGAUGUACUGAGGGAAGAUUAUGAGGCAAAGAUUCCAAUAGACUUUCAGAUAUAAUAUUAACACUCUAAUCCUUUUCCUAGAAUCUGUUUA
Molecule: messenger RNA, 1796 nt
Organism: Moneuplotes crassus
Lineage: Eukaryota; Ciliophora; Spirotrichea; Euplotida; Euplotidae
Source: the annotation of a GenBank genome assembly